GAGCGCUCGGGGAGCAUGUGCUGAAUUAAGACACUCUCGGGAAAAUCCUGUCUUUCCCCCCGAACGGUGCCCUUGUUUCCGAGCCUAGCAGGGCUUUCUGAUUGGCUGCCUCCUCCUCCCCACUGAGGGUCUCCCCCCGAGGCCAGAGCCAGAGGCUCGGAGGAUGGCCACAGAGGUGAGCACUCCGGGCGAACAGCGCGCCAUCGGGAACGAGGAGUACAGCCUGUACAGCAGCCUGAGCGAGGAUGAGCUGGUCCAGAUGGCCAUCGAGCAGAGCCUGGCUGACAAGACGCGGGGCCCAGCCACUGCCGAGGCCGCCGCGCCCACACGAGCCAACCGCCAACCUGCCCAUGUGUAUCCAAGGACCAGGUCUACGGUGCCUCCCGAGAACCCGCCGGCCUUGGGCCACUUGGGCCUGUUCCAAGGGGUCAUGCAGAAAUACAACCGCAACAAGACCUCCCAGCUGGCGCCCGUGGACCCUGUGCUAAAGGCCAUCAAAGAAGAUGAUGAAGAGGCCUUGAAGGCUCUGAUCAAGGUGGGGAAGAAUCUCUCCGAGCCCAACAAGGAGGGCUGGCUGCCCCUGCACGAGGCGGCCUACUAUGGCCAGCUGAGCUGCCUGAAGGCCCUGCAUCGAGCAUACCCAGCGACAAUCGACCAGCGCACCCUGCAGGAGGAGACGGCUCUUUACCUGGCAACCUGCAGGGGACACCUGGACUGCCUCCAGUUCCUGCUCCAGGCGGGGGCCGAGCCCGACAUCGCCAAUAAGUCCCGAGAAACACCACUCUACAAAGCCUGUGAGCGCAAGAAUGUGGAGGCGGUAAGGAUCCUGGUGCAAUACAAGGCAGACACCAACCAUCGCUGCAACCGUGGCUGGACGGCUCUGCAUGAGUCUGUUGCCCGCAAUGACCUGGAGGUCAUGGAGAUCCUGGUGGGUGGAGGCGCCAAGGUGGAAUCCAAGAACACCUACGGCAUCACCCCCUUCUUUGUGGCCGCCCAGAGUGGGCAGAUGGAGGCCCUGAGGUUCCUGGCCAAGCACGGCGCAGAGAUCAACACGCAGGCCAGCGACAGCGCGUCGGCCCUCUACGAGGCCUGCAAGAACGAGCACGAGUCGGUGGUGGAGUUCCUGCUGUCGCAGGGCGCCGACGCCAACAAGGCCAACAAGGACGGCCUGCUGCCGCUGCACAUUGCCUCCAAGAAGGGCAACUACAGGAUCGUGCAGAUGCUGCUGCCAGUGACCAGCCGCACGCGCGUGCGCAGGAGCGGCAUCAGCCCGCUGCACCUGGCCGCCGAGCGCAAUAACGACGAGGUGCUGGAGAUGCUGCUGGGCGCGCGCUUCGACGUGAACGCGCCGCUGGCGCCCGAGCGCGCGCGCCUCUACGAGGACCGUCGCAGCUCCGUGCUCUACUUCGCGGUGGUCAACAACAACGCAUACGCCACCGAACUGCUGCUGCUGGCCGGCGCCGACCCCAACCGCGACCUCAUCAGCCCCCUGCUCGUGGCCAUCCGCCACGGCUCCCUGCGCAUCAUGCAGCUGCUGUUGGACCACGGAGCCAACAUCGACGCCUACAUCGCCACGCACCCUACCUCCUUCCCCGCUACCAUCAUGUUCGCCAUGAAGUAUCUGUCGCUGCUCAAGUUCCUCAUGGACCUCGGCUGCAACGGCGAGCCCUGCUUCUCCUGCCUGUAUGGCAACGGCCCGCACCCGCCCGCCCCUCCACCCUCCAACAGGUUCAGGGAUGCGCUUGCGGGAGACAAGGCGCCCAGUGUGGUCCAGUUCUGCGAGGUCUUGUCCACCCCCGAGGUGAGCCGCUGGGCGGGGCCCAUCAUCGACAUCCUUCUGGAUUAUGUGGGCAACGUGCAGCUCUGCUCUCGGCUGAAGGAGCACAUCGACAGCUUCGAGGACUGGGCCGUGAUCAAGGAGAAGGCAGAGCCCCCAAGACCUCUGGCUCAUCUGUGCCGGCUGCAAGUUCGAAAGGCCAUUGGGAAAUACCGUAUAAAACUCCUGGACACGCUGCCCCUCCCAGGCAGGCUGAUUAGGUACCUGAAGUACGAGAACACCCAGUAACCGGGGCACACAGAGACGGAGUGUUCCUCAGACUGUUUCGCUGAAUCUCAGGACGGGGGUGUCCCCAAAUCCAAGGGGACCUGCUGAUGGACAAGGCUGUGGGCUGCUCCCACUGAGCUGGGGCCGCCACCAGGACCUCGCCAGGUCUCUUGGCCAGAGCUGUGCCCUGAGCAGAGAACGGACUGUGUCAAGUGGGAAGAAAACCAUGUUAUUUCCCAAUGGAUGAGUAGAUCCCGGAUCUGCUGUGCCAUUUGGAAUGGCAGGGACCUUCAUUCCUGGGGCGGGAGAGGCUGGCGGGCAGAACUCGCAGCAGGCUGUGGUCUGGCAUUUCCGGGGGUGAGCCUGCCUUUCCCGGACAGCCCUGCUGCGGAGCUGGCCCUGCCCCUGUUCUGUAAAACUCUCCACUUGACUUCAGAUGGGGGGCGGGGGGACCGUGGGUCCCAGAGGGCUUCUUUGGGUGCAAUAAAUGUUGCACAGGUGC
Molecule: messenger RNA, 2546 nt
Organism: Artibeus jamaicensis (Jamaican fruit-eating bat)
Lineage: Eukaryota; Metazoa; Chordata; Mammalia; Chiroptera; Phyllostomidae
Gene: ASB2
Product: ankyrin repeat and SOCS box containing 2
Exons: 10
Coding region: 164-2065 (633 amino acids)
Biological process (GO): intracellular signal transduction
Molecular function (GO): protein binding
Source: RefSeq, a predicted model, not a curated record